This is a messenger RNA of Kwoniella botswanensis, 867 nucleotides long. RefSeq lists its product as uncharacterized. NCBI's taxonomy places the organism in Eukaryota, Fungi, Basidiomycota, Tremellomycetes, Tremellales, Cryptococcaceae. The record is from RefSeq and is a predicted model, not a curated record. The coding region runs from base 1 to 867 and encodes 288 amino acids. The transcript is spliced from 3 exons. Gene Ontology annotation, molecular function: zinc ion binding; nucleic acid binding. Gene Ontology annotation, biological process: nuclear DNA replication; mitotic DNA replication checkpoint signaling; mitotic DNA damage checkpoint signaling. Gene Ontology annotation, cellular component: spliceosomal complex; nucleus.
AUGGACGCUAAAUCACUCUUACGAGCUAAAAAAGCCGAAUCUCGGAUCACCCAUCCUUACGCAGCGUAUAACAAUGCAGGUGUAUUGAGAUGCUCGAUAUGUGCUGUUCCAGUGAAACAAUGGGAUGCCCAUUUAAUGACUAAACAACAUCGUCAAUCGGUCGCACGUGAGAAAGCCGAACAGGAAAAAGCUCUGAAAGCAAAAACAAAGAGUAAAAGACCUUUAUCGCAAUCUACGGAUAUCGAUGGACAGGGACAGGGACAAGCAGGCGAAUCGUCAAAGAGAGCAAAAAUACAAGCCACCCAUACUGAAGAAGAUGAAGAUGACGAUGAAACUGGAUCGGGAGUGGGAGGACUACCAGCUGGAUUCUUCUCUUCUUCCAACCAACCCAAACCUAUAUCGAGAUCACCUUCUCCCGGACCUCAACAAUCACUUCAGCCGACGGGAGAUACGGAAUUGGAUGAUUUUUUAUCUUCACUGAAUGAUGAUACUCCUUCAUCGGCUGCGCCAAUUACAGCGCAAAGUCAGACAAAGCAAAUAAAUGGGAAGAGAAAGACGUACAAGGAGAUCAUACCUUCUCAAACAUCUUAUGAAGCUGCUCCGGUUCGCAUUGCACCGACGACGCAGGAUGAUCAGAAAGAUGCUGUACAGGAAGAAGCGGAACCUGAAGAGAGUGAACAGGAAAGGAAAGAGAGGUUGGAGAGGGAAGAAAGGGAGGAGAUUGUUAGGAGGUUGGAAGAGGAGGAAAGAGCGCAGGAAGAUGCGGAUUCUCGCGUAGCGUCGCUGAAAGCUCGAAUGGAAAUGUUGAAGAAAAGGAGAGAAGCGAAGGGUCACAAGCCUAAGAUCGCGAAUACGAAUGGUGCAUAG